This is a messenger RNA of Rotaria sp. Silwood2, 276 nucleotides long. NCBI's taxonomy places the organism in Eukaryota, Metazoa, Rotifera, Eurotatoria, Philodinida, Philodinidae. The record is from the annotation of a GenBank genome assembly.
AUGAAGUCUAUUGAUCGUCGAUAUGGAAUUACGUAUCGUCGUUUAAAACGAAGAUCUCGACGAUCAAUUCUAUUUUGUGUUAUGAGUGCUAUCAUGAUGUUAUAUCUUUUAUUUAAAUGGAUGCCUCGUCGAGUAGCUUAUCAAAAUAUUCAAUAUGAUGCAUGUCUACAAAAUAGAUUGGAACAGUUUUCGCAUGAUCAAGCUGAAAUGAAUACUAUUUUUAAUCAUGAACCAAUUCAAUAUGGAGAAAUUGUCAGUUUACCAUUUACAGGUUAA